This is a messenger RNA of Entrophospora candida, 1495 nucleotides long. The record is from the annotation of a GenBank genome assembly. NCBI's taxonomy places the organism in Eukaryota, Fungi, Glomeromycota, Glomeromycetes, Entrophosporales, Entrophosporaceae.
AUGAGGUUAUACACACUUGUUGUUCUUGGAGAUAGUGGUGUUGGCAAGACUGCACUCACAGCUCAGAUCCAUGACCAAAGAAUUGAAGGUUCAUAUAGAAAACAAGUAGUAAUUGAUGAUCAACCCUGUGUACUACAUGUUCUGGAUACUUCAGGACAAGAGGAGUAUACAGCACUUUGGGAUCAAUGGAUCAGAGAUGGAGAAGGUUUUCUUCUAAUAUAUUCUAUAUCAUCACAUUCAACAUUUGAACAAAUAGAAAGGUAUAGAGAUCAAAUAAUAAAAGUAAAAGGCUCUAAUAAAAUCCCAUUUAUACUUGUGGGAAAUAAAUGUGACAAGCAUACAGAACGGGAAGUGUCAAGGGAAGAAGGAAUUAAUAUGGCAAAGAGACUUGGCUGUGAAUUUUUUGAAAGUUCAGCAAAAACAUUUGUAAAUGUAGAAAGAUCAUUUUACAAAGUUGUACAAAUGUUAAGGCAAAAAAUAAAUCUAGAAUCUAUUUCAGAAGAGGAAAAAAGGUUUAAGAAUCAACUUGAAAAAGAAUGCAUUCUAUUUCAUGAUUACAAUUCUUUUCAAAAUAUUGAAUUUAUUGAUGAUGGAUCAUUUGGGACAAUUUCUUGUGCAUCCUCAAAAAAUUCCCAGGGGCUUGUGGCAUUAAAAUCAAUUAAUAUUGACCAAGAAUACACUUUUGAACAACUUAUUAAUGAGGCAAAACAACAUCAUAAAGUGGAACUUCACAGUAAUAUAUUAGGAUUUUAUGGUAUAACAAAAGAAAAGGAACAUAAAACAAAUUACAUGUUUGUAUUAGAAUAUGCAAAUAAUGGUAAUCUAUGUGAUUAUUUAAAAUACAAUUUCAAUAUAAUGGAUUGGAAUAUUAAAUUAAAAUUUGCAAAACAAAUUGUAAGUGCUGUAAGACAUUUGCAUGAAAAUAAAAUAGUACAUAGAGAUCUGCAUUCUAAAAAUAUUCUCAUUCAUGAUGGAAAUAUUAAAAUUUGUGACUUUGGAAUUUCCAAAUCCUUAUUGGAUCCUUCAAUAGAGGCUUCUAAAAGAUUAGGUACAAUAAGAUACUCAGAUCCAGAAUAUUUAAACAAUGCUGAAAAUUAUAGCCGCAAUGAAAAAUCAGAUAUUUAUAGCAUUGGAGUACUUUUAUGGGAAAUUUCAAGUGGUCGUGCCCCAUUUGCAAAUAAGUCAAUCAAGUUCAAAGAUAUAAUACUUGGCAUAAUAUCAGGUGAACGUGAAGCAAUAAUUAAGGGAACUCCAAGAAAAUAUGCAGAAAUAUAUACAGCAUGUUGGCAGGGGAAGCCAGAUCUCCGUCCAAAUAUUCAUCAAGUCAUGCAGGAUUUGGACAAUGUAGAUAUAACUGACAUUAUUGAAGAUAUUGUUAAUUUAACAGAUCAAACUAAUAAUAAAUUACAAAAUGAUGAUUUAUUAAAUUCAAUAGAACUUUCAUUUUCAUCACAAAUUAAUAAUUUAGAAAAACAUUUAAGUGAUAAGAAAAAAA